This is a messenger RNA of Poeciliopsis prolifica (blackstripe livebearer), 687 nucleotides long. RefSeq names its product histone H4-like. Gene Ontology annotation, molecular function: structural constituent of chromatin; DNA binding; protein heterodimerization activity. NCBI's taxonomy places the organism in Eukaryota, Metazoa, Chordata, Actinopteri, Cyprinodontiformes, Poeciliidae. Gene Ontology annotation, cellular component: nucleosome. The record is from RefSeq and is a predicted model, not a curated record. The transcript has 2 exons. The coding region runs from base 71 to 418 and encodes 115 amino acids. Gene Ontology annotation, biological process: nucleosome assembly.
GACCGUCACCGCCAUGGACGUGGUCUACGCUCUCAAGAGGCAGGGCCGCACUCUACUCUUGUAGAUCAACAUGAGCGGCAGAGGAAAGGGAGGUAAAGGACUCGGUAAAGGAGGCGCCAAGCGCCACCGGAAAGUCCUCCGUGACAACAUCCAGGGAAUCACCAAGCCCGCCAUCCGCCGUCUGGCUCGCCGCGGGGGAGUCAAGCGAAUCUCCGGCCUCAUCUACGAGGAGACCCGCGGUGUGCUCCAGGUCUUCCUGGAGAAGGUCAUCCGUGACGCCGUCACCUACACAGAGCACGCCGAGAGGACGACCGUCACCGUCAUGGACGUGGUCUACGCUCUCAAGAGGCAGGGCCGCACUCUGUACGGCUUCGGGGGUUACACAGUAAAUUUGGUAGUGUUAAAGCAAUACCUAUAGAGUCGAAUUUAACACCGUUUCCGAGUCUAUAUGUUCCCUAUCGGAAUUGGUGUUAAUGUUACUCUUUCAACAGUGUUACAUUUUCAGAGUUAAAUUGAACUCUAAAUCGAGUAAAAAUUUUACACUGGCUAACACUGUGCAGUGUUAAUAAAACUUAACACUCCUAGUAAUAAAAUAAUAAAAUAACUCUGUUAAUAACCUACCUUUUAAGCUAAACUAAAAGGUAGGUGGAGAAAUGUAAAAAGAAAUAAACUCUUGUGCAAGUUAAA